Porites evermanni is the source of this 5096-nucleotide messenger RNA. Lineage: Eukaryota; Metazoa; Cnidaria; Anthozoa; Scleractinia; Poritidae. The record is from the annotation of a GenBank genome assembly.
AUGGCUCAAGAUCCGGAAAACCCCGAAGCUGACGCUGUUGUCGCGGCUGUGCAGGCUAAAGAAGACGAUGUUGAAGAAAUUAAUGCUGUUGCUGCAAACGCGGCUCCGCCUGUGGCCCUUAGUUAGCUUUCUACAUUUUGUGUUCGUUAGUUUCCGAGCUCGUUCCCGGCUCACGUUUGUAUUUUAUAUCUCGGCUUCCUCGCCUUACCGUUCGUGUCGUUAUCAUUUAUGUUUUACUCUUACGUGGCACUUAGUUUACUGUUUUUUUUUUGUGCCGUGUGUUCGUACGUUAAUUUGUUCUACGCGUCUGUGUGACAGUUGUCGCAAUCAGGUCUGUGCUUCCUUCAUCUUACGUCUUGCUUGCGUCUGUGUGACUGGCUGUAUAUGUCAUAAUUUUAUAUUAAACGGCGGAUUACGUUUUUCUUCUGUGUGACAUACCAACCUUUUCUCUAGUGUGUUUUUAAACGCUUGUGCCUGUACCACGGGUCUGUGUGACGGAUGUCGUUCGCCUGUGUGCCGAAUUUGUCCUGUCGUGUCUGUGUGACCAAUUUACUUUCUAUUCUUGCGUGUUUAUGACUUGCAUUAGUCUUGGUACGCUGUGUGAAGAUUUGAUUUGCGUCUGUGUGACGAGUCUUUGUACUCUGUGUGGAGAUUUGAUUUGCGUCUGUGUCUUUGCAAACUACUCUUAAUGCAUCAAAGUAGAAAAGGCUUUAGAAUCUGCUCAACAGCUCGUAAGCCGCUUUCCCUUGCUCCUGGAUCCACUCGCGCUUCUCGCGUGCCUGGAACAGUUGGCUAUCACGCUAGGUAGGUCAACUGACGUGGACUCUGUUAAUCAAGUGACUCGUCUCCCUGCAUUCUUACAAAAGCUAUGUGUUAGGGCGACUAUUUGUGUAAGCGUAUUUCUGGUGUCCUACUUGCGAAGUAUCAAGUGUUUCGAAGCUCGCAAUAAAAAGUUGGUCCUUCAUGAACACAGGGCUUGAGCUUUCUUCACCAACCACCCGGACAAAAGACGUAUGUACGCAAUUAACAAACGGUGUCGUCCUCUGGCGAAAUCUACUACGCUUGCCUAGGUGGUUUGCAGCUGCUUGGGGUUAAGGAAGAGAGAGACGUCACAGCACAUAUCAGGAAAAUCUUUAUAGGCGGGCACUCAUCUGGGAGAUCGGCGGCAGAGCCCUUUUCUGAUACCUGGAAAGAGUCGCUCCGUGCUCAUCGCCCGACGCCAUAAUUUACAGGUUCGUUUUGUCAUAAAGUAGUAUUGGCCUAAAAUGAAGUUAAUAAAAAACACAUUGAGGUUAAAAAGAUCCUGAAGCAGUGCGGACAUCAUACUGAUGUAAAAAAAUUAAAUAAUGUGUAAUAAUGAUGCUUAAAUAGUAUCGAUUUCGGUAGCGCGCAGAAUGCAAUUAAUUUCUUCUUUCCCUUUAGAGGGGUCAUAGCACGCGCGAAGGACCGACAUAAAAUUAUCUGGGCGCCGCGAUUUAUUUUGGUCAUUUUUCAUCCAACCCCGUCACUUUUGCGCGACGACAAAAAGAACGAUUGAGGGAGCCACUGCAGAUUAUUUUGCUCGUUACUCAAUAAAAAAAUGAGCUUAACUUCCUAACUUAAUAUAAAAAGGUUAAGGUUAUAGUUCCUUGUCUCGAUACUUAUAGAUGUGUGAUUAAGAACCUGAAGCGAAAGCAAGUCAAGUAAAACACUGCUCUCAGCUCCGCAAUGAAUAAAUUUGCACGAAGUUCAAAUUCUUCCGUCGGUGAAACUUCAUUAUUCACAGUGCACAGUGCAGUGUAGCACUCCCAACCCCCCCCGGUUCGCAAGUUUGUCACGCCAAAGGUUUCCGAUUAUUCAAACAAACUUCGGCUUGGUCUGGGCAGGUGUUACCUGGAACAAAGAGCCUAUUGUUGAACGUUAAUUGGGAAAUUCAGCUCGGUACGAUGGACCAUUUCUUGAUACGGUGGUCUAGGGCCGCGCGCCCGACCUUCUUACAGGUAGAAUGAGGUAACCCCCACACGAUGCUUUCAUUGCAGGCAGGUUGCUUAUCACGUUAGACAGUGCCCUGUGCUAAGUCUAGUUGUAAGCAAUAACUUGUACUUUUUCUCUUUGUCACAUCAACUAGCGUAAAUCUCUUUAAGAAAUUAGAGUGGCUCCCAUUUUAUGACGAAGCCAAAGUUAAUAAGUGUUCGUUUUAACGAUAUGUAUUUUGGGUUCUUGAUUUUUUAAUUUUUGUUGUUAUAGUUUAAAGUUUGAGGGCCACUAGUUAUUCAGUUAAAGUAGUGUCCCGUGUUACCCUCGUUAAAUAAAGUUGAUUAUUAUUAUUAUUAUUGUUAUUAUUAUUAUUAUCAUUGUUGUUAUUUUUAUUAGUAUUAUUAUAACUACAUAGUACAGUUUCCUGUAUCACUAGUUUGUCUGAUUUUCCUUCCCAAAGUCAACCGCUGGUAUGCCUUGGAGUGGGUUGUCUAAUGCCCUUAAUUUCUCUGUCCCUGGACAGGGUAUUUCGACGAUGCUUCGCGGUUGGCUUUUACCCUUUCCUAUCAUUUCGUUAGUUAGUUUUGCACUCGUUUUUAUUUGUAGGCCUCGCCCUGUGACAAGGCUCGUUGCGAUUUCCUCCCGGAUCAGAUAUCACUUUAUAUUAUCCGGUGGUGCAAUCGGGAAGGGGAAAAGUCUCGCGUUGCAGGCCCUCUCACUUCGCCUUCCAUAAGGAUAUCGGUGAACUUUAGAACUUUACACUAGUUUUCCCGUGAGAUUGUUUCACUUUUCUCUCCCUCUUUAGCCAUCGUGCUGGGACUGCCGAGAGUUUUCAAUAAACUUUUUCUUUUGUGUUUUGGGGAGAGUUACGUGUUUUUUGUUUAUUGUGGUAGCACGGUGUCAGUUUGCCCUAAGCUCUAGGGAAGUGGCCACCGUAGGGCUCGCCUCUUCCCAUAACUCAUCCCAACCCGGGGGCGUUUGGGAGUGGGGGCUCCCAGUGAGAAUUUAUUACUAAGUAUACUUGGAACCUACUUUGAGUGUGAAGGGGUAAAAUGUACCAACUUUACUUGGUGACGAUGGAAACCUUCGUAGUUCAAAGAAGCCAAAGUUAGCCCCAAAGUAUGGUCAACACCACACUCUAGAACACACUUGACCAAUAAGAAAUGAAAGCCAUGUGCACGAAGUGCGCUUGCAGUAGUUCCAAGAUUCUAAUAAACUGGAGAGAUUAACAGCUUUUACUUCAAGUAAUAGACUUUGUCAACAAGUGGGAACUGAGCCAUGUUUUCUACCGAGCGACUUAAGCUUCCAAGUGCACUUGAAUCAAGUGCUUACCUGAAACUGACUUCCCUUUAGUAUGAAGCCAACAUUCAUUUCAGCGUUUGUCGAAUUUAUUUAAUUUUUAAGGGCAAGAGGCUGAGAUGACUGUCUAACUGGUAAAUAACGCACGCGCUGGUUGUAGAAUAACUGAACAAGAAAUUCCAAAACUGUACGAUCCAUAGCCUAGUAAAGUAUUAAAGAUUUCUUCUGAAGUAUGUUCCAAAGUCCAUAAAAUGGCCGGGAAAGAACGCACACGCACACCAUCCCUGAUCAAACUGGCUCCUCGCGAACGUUAAAACAUCACUGUGGCCUAAAUAAAGCUAAGAAUCAAGCAGUGGCUUCAGCAUCAGCGAAUUGAUCGAGUUUUCUUUCUCCGAAGUUACUCCAGUUAUUCAAGCUUAGAUUAAAAGUCCCACAAAAUUCUAAGGGAUUCGGUCAGUGAUAAGCUUAAAUGAUCAGUGAAGUCAAAACCCUCUGUUCAUCGGGAUAAAAGGAACAAAAGACGGAAACAAGAUUCCUCAAAAAUUUCUGACGUUACGAUGACUUGCUGAAGCGUUACCAGUCGAUGCAACUGCCCCCCGCUGAAUCAUCCAAAGCAUCCAAAGACAAAUCCAAACCUUUCCUCACACUUUCCACCAUUGUGAUCAUCGUGGAAAAUUCCUUAGUAACCACGUCUUUGUCCUUGUAGAAAAUGUGACGUCAAAGUAGGAAUCUAUAGGAAUUGGUAGUUAUCGACAACCAUACAUGGUGCCAAGGAAAAUUUAAUAAUUCUGUUACGCUUUUCGCGGUACGUCCUAUAAUUAUAAUUAUCAUAAGCAUAAUUAUUCAGAUUUGAAACUCAGCCAAGAAUACCUGAAAUGAAAUCUUAAUUUUGAAAACAGCAAUAUUUUUAUCAAACGAGCUUCACUUCACAGAGGCCUGAAUCUUGAUUUUAGUCCUUGGCCAAUACAGACACUAAAUUUCCUUAUUCCUAUUGACUCGCUCCAGGGACAUUAAGUUAUGAGAAAGAGAGCUAUGAUUGAAAUAGUCGGAGAUGCUGAACAGGAUUAAUCUAGAUACCGAAAAACACUAACGGAAAAACAGUUCAUCAGAGUUUCAGAGGUGCUUUCAUUUUCUACCAGUAUACUAUCAGCUACACAAUCAGUUUACAUAAAUGCAUUUAUUCAAACUUGCAUAUUUAUGAGCGAAUAUUUUAUUCUUUAGCUCGAAACCCAAAACUAAAAGUACAGAAGAUCGAAACACUCUCCUCAGCACGUCAAACGUUUUGAUCUUUACAUUAAAUUGGUGAAGGCAAAACCAUCAAAACACUUUCAAAAACUUUUGGUAGACAGUUUUCAGUACUCGAAGAGGAAAAACCGCAACACCAAGCCAUAAACAGCUUCCUCAAGAUGAAAGGGUUUAUUUUCCUUGCUGUUCUUGCUACGUCAGUCUAUUCGAAAAGGGUCAGCUACAAAAAUUGUUCAUCGCAAAAGCAGCUUGGAGAGACCAUCUAUGUGGAUGUCACCCCUUGUGAUGAAGAUCCCUGUAUACUCAAAGCAGGCGAUAACGCGACGAUUACCGUCAGUUUUAAACCGUACGAAACUGUCACAAGGGCCAAGCUUUUCGCGUACGCAGACGACUAUCCAUUGCCGAUUCCGAAUCCCAAUGCAUGUGAUGGUCAUGGACUUGCCUGUCCGCUGAAGGUUAACACACCCGUGAAGCUUGUGUUCAGCCAGGAAAUUAGGGAGUACUACCCAUCUGGUACAUACACGCUGGAAGCCGGGUUAAAGGAUCAGAAUGGAGUUAUAAUUAUUUGUGUCGUCUUUCACUUGAAAAUUGUAUAA